UGCCUGACCUAUGAUUAUGUUUUGAUGUAGGCUUAGAGUGCUGAAAUGUGCAGGCUUGAAUGUAGUGAAGAACUUGAAGUAGUUUAAAAGUAUAUUUACAGAGAAAAAAUACUGGCAUAUAAAAUCUGUGAAAGCCUUAUAGGCAGAGAGACUUUCUUUCAGUUAAAAUAACUAACUAUAUUGCCCCUCCUCUCUUUCUUCAGAGAGAAAGAUCAUACGUUGUUCUCUUCCUUCUUUGAAAGCAGCCUGAAUUGGUUGAAAUUUUUCUAAAACUUCAUAAACUUCAAAUGCAAAAAAUAACAAAUGAGUCUGUGUUUGCAAGUUGUUUAUUUUAACUAAUUUAUUAGUGUGACUUUAGGCUUCAGUCAAACACAUGGUGGUAUAGAAGUCUGCCUGCUUAGUGUAUCAAGAUUUUGAAACUCAGGUCAGAGAACCUUUGGACCAAGAAUUUUUUUAUAUGUUCACGAUGCUGUCACAGUUAGAUUGUGUACUGAUGCCUUAAGAAUGUUAUGCUUCAGAGAUAAUAUUUGUAGUUUUGUCUACAAGUCGUUGAUCCAAAUAGUAAGUCAGGCUUAAAUGCAAUAGUACCCUUCCGUUACAAGGAUGGAGCGUAAAACGUGUGUAUUGGAGAGUCAAACCACUGCACGCGCUUCUAAAGAACAUCGGUGUACUUGGAAUACAGUCCUUUCUUUUUCUAAAAAAAACCAGAAAGUUUUAUGUGCUGACAGGCAUCUCCUACUCCCUUUUUCUGCCACCUUCUUCCUGUAAACAGCUUAUUCUGUAGCAGGUCCUGAGCUAUAUACUGUUGGGUAUGCGGAACUGAAAAAAAGUUAUAUUCAGUAGCAUACGUUUAACGUAGUCUGCGUUUAACAGGAGGUUCCCAGCUUGCAGGUUUCCAAGCAGGAUAUGUGGCCUGAGCAGGUCGGCUGUGCUGGACAGGGCUGACUUGAGUGUACGGCCAGUUGUACGGCGCUGCCCGGAGAAGCUGUUGUUAUUCCCUGCCCUGACGCUGCUGGAGCUGGUGGAGAGAGCCAGUGCUCCCAGAAUGGGAUUGGGCUGGGAAGAUGGACCUACUGAUGGAUGAAACGUUGAGGUGUCCUCUUUAAGACAGUUGGCAACAAAAGUUUGGGAAUGUUUCUCUUUUGUAUGCCUAGAAAGCUGCUUGUACUGUUCAAAAAUUCUUCUACAAUAACAGGCUCCAAGACAAAUUGUGGCAUAGCGUAUAAGCAGGGUAAAAUUCUCUACAAAGUACGAUGGAAGGGAUACACCUCUGAUGAUGAUACCUGGGAACCAGAGAUUCAUUUGGAAGACUGCAAAGAAGUGCUGCUUGAAUUCAGAAAAAAAAUUGUGGACAAUAAGCCUAAACCUGUUAAAAAGGACAUACAGGUGUGUUUCAUUAAUAAUGAUGUGUUUGAAGCAGAAUCUGACAGUGACUGGCAAAGUGAAACAAAAGAAGAUGUUUCACCAAAGAAGAAAAAGAAAAAGUCAAAAGAUGGAGAGGAUAGAAGCCCAGAUGAUCUGAGGAAGAAAAAGUCUAAGUCUGCAAAACUCAAAGAAAAACCCAGAAUAGAACGUGAAAAUUCUUCAGAUAGUUUGGUUUCGGAUUCAAAACCGAAAAAAAGGACUUCAGAAAGCAGGGAGGAUUCAAAAGAUCCAAAGAAGCAAAAGAAAGAAGACACUAAAGAAGUCAAGAAAAAGAAGGGAGAAACUAAAGAUUUAAAACUAAAAUCUAAAGAGGACUCUAAAGAAAAUAAAAAAUCACGGAAGGAGAAGCAUGGAGACCUUCAGUUUGACUCGGAAUCAAGUACUUUAGAUGAUGCAUUUUCUCAAGGAGCUGAUAAUGAAAAUUCAGACUUAUAUUCUGAAAAUAAAGGGGAGAAGCAAAAGGUAAAAAGUGGAAAGGAGAGGCUGGAACAAGAAAUUGCUGAGAAGGAUUCAAUAUCUGAUAGGCAUCUUGAUGGAUCAGCAAGUAAUGAAGAUGAUAGUAUUGAAGUUAAGGUUAAAAGAAAGAAGAAAAAACUUCAGAAAGUUGAAGAUUAUAAAGAGGAAGGUAGAAAAGUGGAGACUAAGGAUACCUAUUUAGAGAAGAAAAGCAUGCACAAAAGGCAAAAAAGUCAAGAAAAAGUAAAAAUAGUUGCUGCGGAGGUGGAGAAAGUGUCACCUGUUCCUGCACUGGUGCAGAAAGGCUUAAAAUUGGGCACUGAUGAAAGAGGACGCAAAUCAACCGAUUCAGCUGGGGAGGAGAAAGAAGUAAAGAAAAAUGAAACAAAAGAAAAAUCACAAAAAAAAGAGUCUGAGAAGGAAGAGAAGAGCAGAAGAGAACAAAAGGGCCUAAAAAGCUAUAAGGACAUCAAAAGUGCAUUUGACUUGUUUAAUGUAGCUUCAGAGGAAAAAAAUGAAUAUUCUGAGAAUAACCGUAAAAGAGAAGAAUCUUGUCUAGACUAUAAAUUUGUGGAAGAAUUAAAAUCAAAAGACAGCAAGGUGUACAAGGAAAGGAGGAGUAUAAGAGACGAGACAGAUACAUGGACUUACAUUGCUGCAGAAGGUGAUCGAGAAGUAGUGGAUGUGUGUCAAAUGGAGGAGAACUCUGAUGGCAAGCAACAAGUCUUGAGUUUGGGUAUGGACAUGCAGUUAGAAUGGCUGACACUAGAAGACUUUCAGAAGCAUCUUGAUGGAGAAGAUGAGAAUCAUGUCUCAACAGAACCGAUAUCAAGUACUCUCCUGAGGGAUGCUGUUAAAAAUGGAGAUUAUAUGACAGUGAAGAUGGCUCUUUCGUCAAAUGAAGAAUACAAUCUAGAUCAAGAGGACUCAAGUGGAAUGACCCUAGUAAUGCUUGCUGCUGCAGGUGGGCAUGAUGACCUUCUCCGGGUCCUAAUCAGAAAAGGAGCUAAAGUAAAUGGUAGACAGAAGAAUGGAACAACUGCAUUGAUACAUGCAGCUGAAAAGAAUUUUCUAACCACAGUAGCUAUUCUUCUGGAAGCUGGGGCAUAUGUGAACAUGCAGCAGAGCAGUGGUGAAACUGCCUUAAUGAAGGCCUGUAAAAGAGGAAAUUCUGAUAUUGUGCGACUUAUGAUUGAAAGUGGAGCGGACUGUAACAUUUUGUCAAAGCAUCAAAACAAUGCACUUCAUUUUGCUAAACAGUGUAAUAAUGUACUGGUAUAUGAGCAGCUCAAGAGUCAUCUGGAAACGCUCUCAAGAGUAGCCGAAGAUACCAUCAGGGAUUAUUUUGAAGCUCGUCUUGCUUUGCUGGAGCCAGUCUUCCCAAUCGCAUGUCAUCGUCUCUGUGAAGGGCCAGACUUUUCUACGGAUUUUAACUAUAAACCCCCACAAAAUGUGCCAGAAGGAUCUGGAAUUCUUCUGUUUGUUUUCCAUUCAAAUUUCUUUGGUAAAGAAGUCAUUGCUCGACUCUGUGGACCAUGCAGUGUGCAAGCUGUGGUUUUAAAUGAUAAAUUCCAGCUUCCUGUAUUUUUGGAUAGUCACUUUAUUUAUUCCUUCAGCCCUACUGCAGGCCUUAACAAGCUUUUUAUACGGUUGGCAGAAGCUCCUACUGCCAAGGUAAAGCUGCUAAUAGGAGCCUACAGAGUGCAGUUGCAGUGACCUCAAAGUUGCAAGCGUGUUGAACAGACUGACUUUUUUUUGAUAUACUUCUGAUUCCUAUGUUUAGAGACUGACAAAGCAGUUUGGAACUUUUUGGCACCACACUCUUGAGACUAAGUCCCAUCUCACUGUCCUUCAUUGGCAGUCAUAUAGGAAAGUAUGUGCUGGGGAGCAGGUGAACAUGCUACACUGGUGGGACAGGGUUGUCAGUUUUUUGGGUGGUGUUUUUCUCUUUUUUACUUUGUACAGAUGUAGAUGUAAGUAUUUGUGCCAAUACAUAUAAUUCUGUUUUUCUUUAACUUGUGGAGUCCAGACUGCGUAUUUCAGCUUUUCCACAAUGUGGAAUGGUGCAUAUAAGAACUAUUUAACGUAACUACAUGAAAUGUCUUUUUUAAUAGAAAAAUCUUUUCCAUUUGUAAACUAAAAUUUUCUACUUGUCCUAACUGCAAUGUUUCUAUGUAAAAUGCAAAACUGUCAUGUUCUUAGAGCUGUGGGCAGAGCUACCGUUUGAAGUUACGGCAUUAGACUUGACUGUGAGUUGCUAGGGGCUGUGUUCCGCUUUGAAGCGUUUUCUACUGUGAGAAAGCAGUUAUGCUUAGUGAUUCCCUUUAGACAGCCACAGUUAAGUCUGUUUGCAGGCAUGAACAAAAAGAUCUGAAUAGGCUUGAUUCUUAGAGGAUCACAGUGGGAAUCCUAGUUAUAUCAGUGUUUUAAAACUACUUUUGUAUUAGAGAAGCAACUGAUAGUUCUACAGUUAUCUUAACUUCUGAGUACUUAGUCAAGUGACAGAUGGGAGAACAAAUACAAGCUGAAAACAGUAAACCAGAAAACUUGUACCUACUUUAAAUGUGCAGGCAAUGCUUUUUGUAGACAAAAAGAUACACAGAGGAUUUCAGAUAUUCUAAACCUGACAGAUAAGAACGUGUAUUGCCCUCGAAUUCAAAUAUUCAGUUCCUCAGUGCAAAGAGCUGCUAUCUUUUUUUUAAUUUAACUGACCUAUUUUAUCAGCUGACAGCAGUUCUGUAACGGUUCUGUGCUAUAAAAUACAAAUGUAAAACUUCUGCAUGAAGUAUAGAAAUUUUUUUUUUUGUUUGUAAAUUAAACAACCUCUUGAAAAGUAAAAAAAAAAAAAAAAAAAAAAUCCAGAUUGUGCCUUUGCUGUUCUGGUUGCCAGGUGUAGUUUACAUGCCGCUAUGUGCCUAUAUUGUUAACAAAACUAUUGUGGAUAGAUUCUUACUGCAUUUGAGUGUUCACCAUCAAAAUGGUGCAAAUGUAUUAUGUAUCCUUUUAAAAACUGUGACUUUUCAAUGUAAAGUUCAAUGAACCAAUUUUUAAUUUUUGGUUCUUAGAAGUUUAAAACUUUCGUAUUAAGAGAUGCCAAAUUACAAUAACUAAGCACACUAUUUCUAUUUUGUGGAAUGUCACAUUAAGCUAAAUAAAACUAGAACAGCAACAUGACAUAUAAAUACUCACUUCUACUUCCAUUUAAAAUAGCUGCCUAUCUUUUUGCUUAAACAGUAUUGAUAUUAACAAGUCUGGUUUUGAACAGACUUGUUACCAACACCUCUUUUGAAAUAUGCUAAAUACCUCAUUGUUUUGCUAAAGCCUAAACACCUGAGAUUCAAGAACGAGCACUGGUUGAGAAUCAGGUAUGUUCACUACCAGCACUUGGGAGUUUUGUGUAGCUGCAUUUCUUUGUAGUCACUGUUCAUGAAUUUUUAAACUUAGGUAUCAUGAAAUAAUCCUGAAAGAUAAAUAAGGAUAGGGUAUAUUCUUAAAUGUUUUCAUAUAUUGGAGUGACAGUUUUCAUGUAUUGUGAUUACCCAUUCCUCAGUUAUUCCUGCAUUGUACAUUUAACAGUAUAGUGUAUGUGCGAUAAAUUGUGUAUAGUACACCUCAGUGAUAAGUUUGAGUUGUUCAAGGACUGUAAAAGGUGGGAACAGAAGGUUUUUGAACAAAUGUCCAUACAAUAAUUUAGCGGCUAUUUAGAUACUGUUGUACAGUCUAACCUAAAAAAUUAAGUAAUGCUCCAAGAGUUGUCAUAGUAACUAGUUUGUCACAGGUUGUAUUUGAGGCUUGAGGAAGAGAGGGAGGAAUUUUACGAGCAAGAGGACUAAAAUUGAGUUCAUGAUGCUCUUAUUUAAGGGAUGGUUUUUACAGCCAUCUCUCUCUUUGGUUGGUGAUACAAAGAUCCCUGCAGAAGAUGCAUAAAAGGCUUACUGAAAAGGUGUUUGAAGCUGUUGUGUCUAAUUUACUACAUGUUCUUACCCAACUGCUAAGAAAAAGUUUUGGUGGUCAAAGAAAGAAGAGAAAGUAGCUACAAUAAAAGCCAAUUCUUUAGGCACUCUGGAGAAAUACUUCUGAAGUAUUUACUCAGUUUCUUCUCGCUGCUAUCAGCAGAGCAAGGCAGCUGGGGUAACUAUAAACUGCCAUGGCAAUAAAUUGUUCUGAAGGCUUGCAUUCAGUACUUGCGUUCCUGGCUUGCUUCAGAGAUACUGGGAGUUGGUGGAUGGUGCUAGCUGACUUUCUCACAGGCUUUUUGGGCUUUGAGCACCCGUUUUAAAAAGGAGGAGAUGUUUUAUGAUCACUCUGGAUGGAAGAAAGCUGUUUCAAGACAUAACCGGAAAAGUUAAUGAGUCCCUGAGACAGUACAGUCUGCAGCAGCAGUCUCAACCAGUUAGGAUUGUUUGAAGUAUCUGAGGACUGUCCUAAUAAAUUCUAGUCUACACACCUUUA
Struthio camelus australis is the source of this 6333-nucleotide messenger RNA. The record is from RefSeq and is a predicted model, not a curated record. NCBI's taxonomy places the organism in Eukaryota, Metazoa, Chordata, Aves, Struthioniformes, Struthionidae.